UUGCUGCUGGAGGUGUAACGGACGUUAAUACCGCUCUACAAGAAGUGGUGAAGACUGCACUCAUCCACGAUGGCCUAGCUCGUGGAAUUCGUGAAGCUACCAAAGCCUUGGACAAACACCAAGCCCAUCUUUGUGUUCUUGCUUCCAGCUGUGAUGAACCUAUGUAUGUAAAGUUGGUUGAGGCCCUGUGUGCUGAGCACCAGAUAAACUUGAUCGAGGUUGAUGACAACAAGAAGCUGGGCGAAUGGGCAGGCCUCUGUCAAACUGACAGAGAGGGAAAGCCCCGUAAAGUGGCUGGCUGCAGUUGCGCUGUUGCUGAAGGCCUACCCCAGGUGUAUUAUUUUGGGCCAUGUGGGAAAUACAAUGCUAUGGUACUGGAGCUUCUUGGCCCUAGCUUGGAGGACUUGUUUGACCUCUGUGACCGAACGUUUACUUUGAAGACUGUGUUAAUGAUAGCCAUCCAGUUGAUUUCUCGAAUGGAAUAUGUGCACUCAAAGAACCUCAUUUAUCGAGAUGUCAAGCCAGAGAACUUCCUGAUUGGCCGACAAGGCAACAAGAAGGAGCAUGUCAUACACAUUAUAGACUUUGGCCUGGCCAAGGAAUACAUUGACCCUGAAACCAAAAAACAUAUACCGUACAGGGAACACAAGAGCUUAACUGGAACAGCAAGAUAUAUGUCCAUCAAUACCCAUCUUGGCAAAGAGCAAAGCCGAAGGGAUGAUUUGGAAGCCUUAGGCCAUAUGUUCAUGUAUUUCCUUCGAGGCAGCCUACCCUGGCAAGGACUCAAGGCCGAUACAUUGAAAGAAAGAUAUCAGAAGAUUGGAGACACCAAAAGGAAUACUCCAAUUGAAACUCUCUGUGAGAACUUUCCAGAGGAGAUGGCAACAUACCUUCGAUAUGUCAGGCGAUUAGAUUUCUUUGAGAAACCGGACUAUGAUUAUUUACGGACACUCUUUACAGAGCUCUUUGAAAGGAAAGGCUACACCUUUGACUAUGCCUAUGACUGGGUUGGAAGGCCAAUUCCUACUCCAGUAGGGUCAGUUCAUGUAGAUUCUGGUACAUCUGCAAUAACCAGAGAAAGCCACGCACACAGAGAACGGCCAUCACAACAACAACCUCUUCGAAACCAGAAUGCAUCGACAGAUCGUCGAGGAGAAUGGGAAAUCCAGCCCAGCCGGCAGACAAAUACCUCGUACCUGACAUCUCACUUGGCUGCAGACCGGCAUGGGGGAUCAGUGCAGGUGGUAAGUUCAACAAAUGGAGAGCUGAACGUUGAUGAUCCAACGGGAGCACACUCCAAUGCACCCAUCACAGCGCAUGCCGAGGUGGAGGUAGUGGAGGAAGCUAAGUGCUGCUGUUUUUUUAAGAGGAAAAGGAAGAAGACUGCCCAGCGCCACAAGUGACCAGUGCCUGCCAGGAGUCCCCUCCCCUCCCCCAAGCCCUGGGGACUCUUCAGUUGCACCUGCAGCUCCUGCCAUUGCUCGUUAGAAAGGACUCCUCCCUGGGAGGAGAGCAGAAGAGGAGAGGGUGGAGAUCAAAAACCAAAAAGAGAAGAAAACAGAUGUCCCAGAGGAAGCCAGCAUGGGGUUGGCCAGUGCUGAAUUGGUUCACCGCUUAAUUCCAAGCCGGAGGCUCUUGGUGGGAUCCAGAUUCCUGGCGGCUCCACCACUGCUUGCACUUGGGGCUGCCUAGUUGACUCUCCUUCCCAUUGUUUACAGUGAAGGUGUCAUUCACAAAAACUUGACUACUAUUCUCUUCCUCAGUUUACUCCUGUGCUCUGCCUUUCCCUCCUCCAAUGAAAAGACUCAUAAGUAAAGGCUUUAUAUUCUAACGUAGGGUGAGAGGACCUUCCCAGACAGGGUGGGCAGCUAACAAGUGGGAGAAAGGCAAGCCUGGAGUUGGAGAAAGAUUUCCUCCACCUUCCAGGCUCCCAUAGUAGAAUUCCUCUUUUUGUUCAUCUGUGCUGCCACUGAUCCCUGAUCUGGCCAUAGGAUGCUGGUUCCUUCCCUCUUUCCCUCCCUACUUGUGAUGCUACACUCUGGCACACAAACUAUGAGAAAUUUGCAAUCUACUGUCCCUGUAGAGUUGGUGUUCUUGGCUUUCUUGGUGAACAGGCGCUAUUCUCUAAACAGUAAUAGGACAGUGCGAAUUGUUUUGGAAAAAGAAAAAUUGACCUUAUUGCACUUUUAAUUUUUUAAUAACAUGGCAGAUGCAUAUUGUGUCUGAUUAUUUUGGGGUUUUACUUUUUCUUUGUGGAGGGAGUGGGGCUAGUGCAGCCACUGAGGGAGAAACGUGGGUCCAGAGAACAUUCUCAACAUAAGGAUCUUGGUCUUCAGUACUCAGAAAAAAAGAAGCCAAACCUCAAGCCAUCUGAACCAUCUCGCUCAGAUUGGCAAGGUCUGUAAGGAGCCAUACUUGAAUUUCCAGUCCUACUUCUCAGCUGUCGAAUGUCCCUCCCAGAGCCUCGUGACCUGACAGUUCGGUGGCCCUCGCUUGUGUGCAUAUAGACACGCUAGGUUGGACUGAAGACUAACUUCGGGUAAAUGAAUUAUCCUAGAGAAGCAGAUGACCAACCAGGAAAUAAAUAAAAGAAGUGUGCUUCUCACACAGCAUGGGUCCUAUCUGGCUAGAUAACUGUGACUUCCAGAUGACAUUGGGGUAAAAUUGAAAUAAGCACUACCACACAUUUCUGUGGGAGAGAAAAAAAAAAAAAACAAGGAGGAAAGCCAGCAUGGCAAGGAAAGGAGUGGACUUGUUCUUUGCCUUCUGAUUGUGGAAUGAAACUGGGGAUGUUUGUCAGCAGCUGAAACAAGGCCUGGUGUAGACCAUGUCUGCUUACCAGGCUGCUCCUGCAGCCAGGCUGUAGACCCGUGUGAUCUGCCUCACAUUGCUGUAAGCAAAGCCUAUGUACACCUCCCUAGGCAGGUCAAUAAACCUAGCUAGCAGCAAGAAACAGUGUCGAGAAAUUAAACACUGGAAUAAAUGGGGAAGGCAAGAUUGCUUGGUUCUGGAAAACCUUGGGGAAAAGGGAACUGUAGAGAAAGAUUUUAAAUCACUUUGUCAAUUUAUAUAGCAGGGAUAACUGUAGGAUGGGUGGGGACAGUGAGCCUAGAGAGGGGACAGAGAUCCCUUCCAAGUAGAAUGAUGAAGAAACUAGGUCUCCUUCCACUCAAAAUACUCUGCACACCAUCAUUUCAUGCUGACACACCACUGGGAAGGGGCUCAACUCUUCCACUUCCUGCGUGAACAGGGCAUAAUCUAGUUUUAGUAUUUUCAUUCUCGAUUUUCAUUGGAAUUCAGUGGCUUGUCCAGACAGUGAUAAGAAAGUGGUAAGAUUCUGGCCUAGCAGCCUAGACUGAUUGGCAGGGGGCAGAGGAAUUAUCUUUAUCAGGGAAGGGUCUUAUUUUGGGAAGGAUGAAGGGGAGGGAAAUACUCCCCUUCUCUCGUCUUAGUCUCUUACUGUAGAAGAGCGAGAGAGAGCUCUCUAUGAAGGAAGGUGGCAUCCCUUGGUCUUAGGAUUUUUAUCACAUGAAAGUCCUGGUCUCCAAAUUUUGGAUGUACCUUUGAACUUUCAGAUGUGGAGGGAGUUUCUAGUAGUUAGCCAUUUUCUGCUACCAAGUCUCUUGUUGCCUUACUUGAAUGGAGCAGAAGCAGUGCUGGCUAGAGCCAUAGUGGGGCUCCAGCUGCUCCAGGAAGACCUGGGCUGGGAGUUUAGCUUCACUGACUUCUUAUUUGUGUAGCUCAGAUAAUAAUUGUGAUUUUUCUUUUUGUUAAUUUAGCAAGAAAUCUUUCUACAUGUGAAAUGCAGAGCAGUAGGGAGGCUCCCUGUUUCCUCCAUAUCCCCCAGAAGACUUUGAAUGUUUGGGACUCCACUUCCUUGCCCUGUUAUCUGGUGGUUAUACUCCAGUUUGUAAGACUUAUAUAUGGCUUUGUGCUGGUUUUUAAUUGGUGCAUAUGCAAUUCUUUUAACUACUCCUUUCUUAUCCCUUCCCAAAGAAGGGUCUGCCAAAAGGCACCCAGGAGAAUUCUAGAAAAGGGGGCACAUCCUAGAAGAGCCUGGUGUGGCCUAGCAAUCUCAACUCUAACCAAGUGCCUCUCACCAAAAAGAAGUAAAGGCAGUGUCCUAGCCUUGCCUGGCCACCAGGUAAACCCACCUACAGAUGUGUCUAUGGCUUUUCUUGGGUCUUAACAGUUUUUCUUUGAAGGGAUAGCUCUUGAAGGGUGGGAUUUAAGUAGCUGGAGGGCCUCCUUCCCAAUGACCUAUUCCUCUGAUGCCCUCUGAAGAUUUAGCUUUCAUGAAAGAGCUGUAGAAAUGAGGAGCCAGAUCCUUAACAUCCUGGUAAUGUUUCAUGUCUGCCCAGGGCCUCUGCUAAAGUGGUAUCACACUGCUGUCACUUGGAAGAAGCAACUCGGGAGUUACAGGGUCUUCUGAUGAAAAACUGACUGUGGGAGACCUGCCUCCAAUGAAUAUUAGGAACAACCUUCCCUGCAUACCUAGAGAAAGAGUUCUCAGACAAGUUAGCAGACAGCUAGCUACAACUCAUGAAACAGGGCUUCCUUCCCCUCCAACCCUGUGAUUGUCUAACAUUGUGGCCUCUAGAAAGAAAUUGUUAAUGUGUGAAAUUCCAAAACCGUUUGCAGUGUCGAUUUUAAUCUUAAUUCCAUACUGCAGUAAUUCAAACUCUUAAGUCAUUUUAAUUAUUCUCUGGCCAUCAGAGAUUGACCAAAAAAAACCCAACAAAACAUUUAUCUUUAAAUAACUUUAAGUAUAGGAAACUCCCUUUGUUUACUUCUGCUAAUCCUAUAAUACUGUACUGUUGAAACUCACCUAAGCAUAUGCAGAUUGGUGUUAGUUACAUCCUAAACAGAUGGAGGUCAUACUGGAAUUCCACCAUCUUUCCUAGUCCUAAACUCCCCAGCUAUACCUGUUCUCUCUGAACCAGGUAAAUGACCCUAUCAUUGUUGUGGCCAAGUUUUAGAGAAUUUUCCCCAUUAGCAGGGCAGAGUUAGGAACUGUGUUGCAUCCUAAGCAUGAAAGAGCCAUUCCAUCACCACUCACCCUGUCUCCAGAUCUGCUCAGGAGCUUCCCACAGACCAGGCAGACUCUUAUUUUAGAGUGUCAUGAUCCCUGCACCAGAGCCCAGGAGACUGAGCAGCUUCUCCCUCCAGCAGUCAGCUUGCUUUUGUAAUGGCUUCAGGGAAUAUUAUCUGACUGCUCUCUGACAAAGGGAGCCAAGGAAAGGGAGAGUGUGUAUGCUGGGGGGCUCACAGAGAAGAAUUUCUGCCUGCUUUAGGCUCACAUGGAGAGCUGACUAAUGCAGGGGCAAGUAAAACAACAGCUUCAGUAGACAGCCAUGGAGGAUUCCAGCAUGUGAGUAGUGAUUGCUUAUUUAUUCUCAGUAUACUUGAAAAUGCAUUAAAGCAUCUGCUGCCCAUUAGCCAGAAAAGGUAUCUCCUUUUAAAGCAGCUUCCAAUAUAGCUAAAUGGAAAAGUACAUAUAAUGCUCAUUCAGUGUUGAUUCUCAGUGUUAGUAACUGCUUUUUAACACCAAGAGUAUGCAGCACUUGGAACAUUACUUCAAAGUGGUUACUAAGGAUCACAGCCUUAAUUUUUUUUAAUGUAAGACAUAACCCCUCCUCCUUGCCCAGUGAGCAUGGCAUGCAUUUCUUAAAAGCACUACUUCCAGCAGAGUAUUUCCCAAAAGGAACUUGUCUUUUUUCCCUCUUGAUGUACCUCCAUGCCCAGGCAUGCACAUACUCUAGACCUCCUUUGUUCCUCUUCCACUACCCCUAACCACUUUUUCUAGGCCUCUCCUUUUCCUGCAUUUAAGCCAGUUUUACACACAGGUUAGCCAGCCUGAGUAGUAUCUAAUGUCAGAGCAGGAGUUGGGCCAGGGUUCCCUGGGUUUGGAGCAUGUGAUGCAGCCUUUGUGAAACAAUUAGAAUCCACCAAGGCCAAUACUGUCUCUCUCCUGGGCUGCUGCUGCUGCUGCUACUCCUGUUAGUCAUGAUAUAUGACCCUAAGGUGAAUAUGACCAAGCCUAGGAGUCCAGAGAGUUGGAAUGAUUGCCUUGGUCUCCCUUUCUGCCAUCAGUGUGUGCUUUAAAAACAAAGGCACUGCCUUGAAGGAAGCUGCUUAUCCACAGACAAACCAGGGCCUGGUCACCUGCACAGAAGCCUUAUGGAUAUCUCCUAGGCCCCCAACUCCUAGGGUCUUCACCACGAAGGAUCAGUUAGGAAUCUAAAGUGUGAUUUUUUUGUUUUUUAUUUUGUUUUUGGUUUUGUUUUUUAAAGGAAAGGAAAAUGUGACCCUUUUGAGGGUACUUGAAGUUUUGAGCAGUGUUUUAACCGCAAAGUAGGAAUUUUGAUGUACUUGACUAAUUAAGCAGUCUUAAAACAUUGGUAUGUUUUCUUUAAUUCCAUUUCCAGGUAACUGAGUGGAGAAGAACUGGUUUCUCCAUUGUACUCAAAACAGUAGGUAGAUUUAAAUUCCGCUGAGUAUAGCCAGUGGAAAGCAUAUUUCCCCAAAUCAACCAGAAAAUCCACUCCAGUAUUUGUGUGUAGAUCAGCCUAUGGAGAAAAAAGUGAAUGUGUAUUUCAUGUAUUUCUAGUUUGAUUUACCAAACUCAUUGUUAUAAAAAAACCUCAGUUAUCUAAACAAGAUUUUUUUUUCAGUCCAGUAAAAUUUCUGAUGCCAUCAUUGUCUGCAAGGUGUCACAUUAGAGAAGUGUCCCUGGUAGCAUAUGGGGGUGGUCCGUAAUCGUCCUCCUGCUAAUAAAUACCAGGAAUGUGGUGGUCUUGACAGUCAGCUUUCUUCUAACCCGCCCCACCAUUGUGCACGUGACCUUUUUCUUUUUCAGUGUUCCUCUUCUUGAGCUCUAGACCAAAUCCCAGGUUAUCUCUUGCACAGAAAGCCUUUAAAAGGUUUGUCAGUCUGUUAGGAAUGUCUCAGGAAAAUGAGCCAUUUCUUUGGGGGUAGGGAGUGGAAUUAUAUACUGACGUGUGUGUAUGUAUGUAUGUAUGUAUUUCCUAACCCUACCUACUUACAGCUCAAGCUGCUCUAAACUGUGUUCCUGAGUAUUCUCCGAAGAAAACAAAUGAUAGAUGAGUGCAGCAUGCUGAUCCUGGUAAAGAUUCUCAUUUGUCGAACAGAAAGAAGAGUAACAAUAGAAAAUAUGUAGAUGAUACCAAAAAAUAUUUUAACCCCCCAUGGAAAAUAAUAUUAAGUCACAAAUUCCCACUGGAUAUAUUGCAAGCUAUAAUUUAUUUUGUUAUUAUUUUGUCUAUUUCUUUAACUGUUGCCCUUGUACUUUCAAGAGGGGAUGUUGGGGAUAUCGAUUGCAACUUUUUUUUUAACUGUAAAAUGUAUAAAUCAGCUGUGGAAAUCAUUUUUUAAAUUGAUAUCGCGUGGAUGUGUCUGAUUCUUGUUAAAUGCCUUUUUGAGUUUUUUAUCUUUUAUUUUAAAUAUGUAAUGCAAUAUUUUAUUCAUAAAACCCUGGCACUGGUCUCGAAGCUCAGCUGUGAAAAUGAAACUUGUAGUAUUUUUUAACAUGAAUGUCAAUUUAAAGUGUAUUUGAAAUGGUUCUACCGGGAUAAGGGCUUAUAUACCACUGGGAAAAGCUCCUCCCAGGGGGGAGUGGCUUUCUUUGGAGAACAUGGGUCCUGAUAUCUUUGUCUCUGAAUUGCCCAUUUCCUAGGGCAGCAGGAGAAAUACAAAUGUGAUCUUAAAGUACACCUCUUCCCCACUUUUGGGAGGGGAAGGGACUCAGUUUGCACCCUUUUUGUAUGUAAAAUAAAAUGUCUUACCUUUCA
This is a messenger RNA of Vombatus ursinus (common wombat), 7811 nucleotides long. RefSeq names its product casein kinase 1 gamma 1 (gene CSNK1G1). Gene Ontology annotation, biological process: positive regulation of canonical Wnt signaling pathway; endocytosis; peptidyl-serine phosphorylation. Gene Ontology annotation, cellular component: plasma membrane; nucleus; ribosome. Gene Ontology annotation, molecular function: ATP binding; structural constituent of ribosome; protein serine/threonine kinase activity. Bases 162 to 1403 code for a protein of 413 amino acids. The transcript has 10 exons. The record is from RefSeq and is a predicted model, not a curated record. Lineage: Eukaryota; Metazoa; Chordata; Mammalia; Diprotodontia; Vombatidae.